Molecule: messenger RNA, 729 nt
Organism: Cylicocyclus nassatus
Lineage: Eukaryota; Metazoa; Nematoda; Chromadorea; Rhabditida; Strongylidae
Source: the annotation of a GenBank genome assembly
AUGAGAGCCUUAUGCGUUGUAUUAGUGGUGCUCCUCGCGAGCAAAGCUGGAAAUGCCCUUGCUGCUGGACGCGACGGACUGCAACAACCACCAGUGGAAGAGACUUUCGGAAGUGUUGACUCCGCUCAAGGCGGUGGUGGAGACAGCGAAAACUCACCUUUUCAAGAGCAGGAUAGGAAGGACGAACAUCAACUCGAAGCUAGCAUAUAUACUUAUGAUGUCGAUUAUGGUGAUGAGUCAUUGCUGGAAAACUUUGAAUUCAAUCCUGAGGAUGUUCCCGGUCAAGUGUGUGAAGAUUUUAAAGGCCUCACUGACGAGGUAGCUACAGUGAUACGACGAGAAAUAGAAGAUGGUACUGUCAAAGCAAAGCUGGAUGACAACGACCGUUGUACUAACAUCAAGAAAGCAGUGAAACUUUUAGAAGAAAUGACAUCGCCGAUAUGGUCCAGUCAUCUAUAUUACGCAGAGUACAAGCUUAAGGGCGAAACAUCGGAUGCAAAAAUUGCUGAACUUCUUUGGUCAAAAGGUGUCAUGUCAGGCGUGCUAAGUGUCGCAGUAGAGCAAGACGUGGAACUGAGAUAUGGAUGCGCUAAGAACCAUGAAAAGGCACUCUGCAUGUUCGCACCCUCUGAGCAAUAUCUGAAAACGUUUGCAGAAGAAGCGGAACUACGUGAAGAAAAGCUGGAGGAGGAAAUUGAUAAGAUAGAGUAUAUGGACGGUAUUCUUUAG